GAGCUGGAGGGUGAGAGGAGAAGAGAAGCCAUCGGGAAAGAGAGUGUGGUGUGGAAGAGAACGAGCCGACGAGUCCUUCGCUCUCCUCAGUUCUCCAUCUGAAGGCUCACAGUUGUACUCAUAGAAAUAUACAUCGAAUUUAGCCGCGUUACCUUCCAAGUCUUCUGGCGACGAAAGAGCAAUGCAGUCAUCAGGCAGCACUUCCUCCCAGCCCUCGCACGACUCCCUCUGCUCCAGCGAUAGUUUCUUGUUCAGCGACGCCGAUCACACGGAGGACGACGCAGAUGUCUUCUUGUCGGAAGGCGACAGCAGGGAGAGCCAGGCCAGCAGGGAGGGCGAGUCCGGCCAAGUAGUCUUUCCCCAGGCGAGAGCGGACCUACGAGAAUGGGCCUGCGACGGCUUCGGCAGUCAGGAUGAGUCUGAGGUCAUAGGUCACCAGGUGACGAACACCAUCAAUGGCACCGCCCGCUCCUCGCUGGUGACCUCCUCCUCCAGUGCACUGAAUAAGGAAAAAGGGAGAGGGGGACAGACCAAGGGAGACUUAUUGUUUGCACAGAAGUGCGCGGAACUUCAGGGCUUUGUCCGACCUCUGCUGGAGCUUCUAAAUGGACUUAAAAAGGGGAGGUUUGACAAAGGUCUUAGCAGUUUCCAGCAAAGUGUUGCUAUGGAUAGAAUCCAGAGGAUUGUGGGAGUUCUUCAGAAACCCACCAUUGGCGAGCGGUAUCUGCACACCCUUCUCCAGGUGGAAAUGAUGCUGAAGUUGUGGUUCCCCCAUGUUUCCCAAAAAACCUCAGUAGCCAUCAACCCCCAGCCUCCCCUUCCCCACAACCUCCCACAAAGCACUCCUCCACACAAGCACAAAGAUCAGCUGCACAUCCCUGUGAAGAAACGAAAGCUUAGUUGGUCAGACACCGACGCAACUCCCCCUCCAGCUCUUUGCAAGAGCUUCCGACAAAUGCGGGAAGAAGAAGAAGGGGGAGACGGAGGCAGCAAGGGGGUGACACAAUGCCACUCGGCAGUCUCUGCUUCAGUCCAAAGAGAGAUCAGUCCUGCCAACACCAAAAAGCUUGUGCAAGCAAAGGAAGAGGAGGUGGGAGAUGGAGAGGGAGAAUCGUCAAGUUACAAAGCCAUCCACUGGUCUGAACCAAGUCUUACCUGGGUCCAUGUAGCCCCUAUCCUGAGCCCAACAAAGUCCUGCCCCUCUCAUGAAGGCAGUGAAGGUCAAAAGGGAAACUCUGCCUCUCUGAUGACCAGGGGCAGCCCAGCCACACAAGACAACUCAAUUUCAUCCACUACCCAGUUUUCUGAUGCACACCACCUUUCUUUCCAGCAAUGCCAGCAGGUUGAGUGUCAGAGUGAACUCGCUACCGCAGAUGGUGAGGGCAAGACCUCGAAGACUUGUCAGGGGCGGAGCCUGUCUCGCCAACCUUUGCGGAAGCCUUUAAAUAGUGCAGUGGACAUUGUGAUUCAAAGCUCCACGUAAACUUGAAACUGAAGAAACAACAGCUCCGUCAUAUUGGUACAACCUCUGUGUUUAAGUGUGACAAGCUGGAUUGUUAUAAAUGCACUCUUUUUUUUGGGGUUGUGUUGGGUUGGGUUGGGGUUGGGGUUGGGGUU
Scleropages formosus (Asian bonytongue) is the source of this 1617-nucleotide messenger RNA. RefSeq names its product circadian associated repressor of transcription a (gene ciarta). Gene Ontology annotation, cellular component: nucleus. The transcript has 6 exons. Gene Ontology annotation, biological process: circadian regulation of gene expression; negative regulation of DNA-templated transcription. The record is from RefSeq and is a predicted model, not a curated record. The coding region runs from base 182 to 1483 and encodes 433 amino acids. Gene Ontology annotation, molecular function: RNA polymerase II cis-regulatory region sequence-specific DNA binding. Lineage: Eukaryota; Metazoa; Chordata; Actinopteri; Osteoglossiformes; Osteoglossidae.